Suillus paluster is the source of this 1575-nucleotide messenger RNA. RefSeq lists its product as uncharacterized. Gene Ontology annotation, biological process: glycolytic process; glucose 6-phosphate metabolic process; intracellular glucose homeostasis. The transcript is spliced from 10 exons. Lineage: Eukaryota; Fungi; Basidiomycota; Agaricomycetes; Boletales; Suillaceae. Bases 1 to 1575 code for a protein of 524 amino acids. The record is from RefSeq and is a predicted model, not a curated record. Gene Ontology annotation, cellular component: cytosol; mitochondrion. Gene Ontology annotation, molecular function: ATP binding; mannokinase activity; fructokinase activity.
AUGUCACACACAGCCGCGCUCCAUGGCAGCGCAAAGGAGGAUGUCCUCAACGCCCUGCAUAAUCAAUUCACUGUCGAUGAUCAAACUCUCUUCAAGAUCACUCAAACAUUUUUUAGUGAGAUUUCUGAUGGUCUCUCCAGUUAUGAUAGUCCGACCUUUGUCAAGGGCGUUCCAGACGGCUCCGAAACAGGAACAUUCCUUGCCCUCGAUCUUGGUGGAACGAAUCUUCGUGUUUGCGAAGUCACUUUACUUGGCGAUCAGACCUUCUCCAUCCGACAGCAAAAAUACAAAGUCUCGGAGACGCUCAAGACUGGCGAAGUGACAACUCUUUUCGACUAUCUUGCCGACUCCGUGGACGCUUUCCUCACGGACGCCUCCUCCGAAAGCUACGACUCUCACACAUCUCACGUCAACGAGGAGGACGCUCCAUAUGUUUCCCUUGCCCUCACGUUUUCCUUCCCCGUGGAGCAAUCUGCCCUCGAUUCCGGCGUUCUUCUCACAUGGACUAAAGGUUUCUCUGCAAAGAACGCCAUAGGAAAGGAUGUCGUAAAGCUUCUUCAAGACGCGUUUGACCGGAAACAUAUCCAUGUCAAGUGUGUAGCUCUCGUCAACGACACCGUUGGAGCUCUUCUGUCGCGAGCUUAUACGUCUGGAGGAUGUAUCCUCGGUGCUAUUUUUGGAACAGGAACUAAUGGGGCCUAUGUCGAAGAGGUCUCCAAGAUCACAAAACUGGGGGACAGCCCUGCAGUCGCUGCAGGUGGUGAAAUGAUUGUGAAUACCGAGUGGGGCGCUUUCAACAACUCUCGAUCUGCCUUGCCAACCACGCCAUAUGACAACAAGCUGGACCGUGAAUCCAUUAACCCAGGUUUCCAGGCAUUCGAGAAGUUCAUUUCUGGAAUGUAUCUGGGGGAAAUCGCCCGAAAUGUAAUUCUUAGUUUGAUCGACGCCGCUCCGAAGCCCCUCCUCUUCGGAGGUCAGUCCUCGGCUUUAUUGAAUAAGCAAUGGGGACUGGACACUGCAGUUCUCAGUGAGAUCGAAGAGGCAUGGGAGGCGACAGUCCAGGGUUCCAUAAAAGCUCAAGAGGAAAAGCUGCGGCGGAUACAAGGAAUACUGGCACAGCGGCUAGAGCUGUCCCCACAGCAUGUAUCCCUCGCGGAUGCGGACAUUGUCAGGCAAGUAUGCACUCUAAUAGCAUCGAGGGCCGCACGCAUGAGUGGAACGGCCGUAGCAGCUAUACUGGUCCAUACUGGACCGGGGAUCAAAGUUCCUGCGGGAUUGAAGGAUGAAGGCAAAAGGAUCGGUGUUGGGGUAGAUGGAAGCUUGGUCGAAUUCUACCCUAACUUCCAAGCGAAGCUACGAGCAUCACUACGUACGCUCGUUGGCCCUGAAGUGGAGAGCCAUGUCGACAUUGGCAUGGCUAAGGACGGGAGCGGUGCUGGUGCCGCCCUCUGUGCGCUCGUUGCGCAGAGACAGAGUCAAGCUAGCCACACAAACGGCACAUAUGCGCACGACCCCGAACACAUCAAGGUUACAGCGCGCACGGAAGUCGCGUACCUUUCAUCCUUGUCGCGAUGA